CUCAAAGCUCUCACCUACGUUUUCGGAGGGAUCUCUACCGCCUACAUAAUGGGCUACCAGUUUUUCACCACGGCACGAAACCACUUGUCCUUUGGGCUGUACGGGGCCAUCCUGGUCAUCCACCUUAUCAUCCAGAGCCUGUUUGCUGUCCUAGAACACCGGAACAUGAGGAGAUCCAUGGAGACGCCCAUCAAACUCACCAAAUCACUGGCCCUGUGCAUUGCAGCCUAUCAGGAGGACCCGGCCUACCUGAGGAAGUGUUUGGUAUCGGUCAAGAGGUUGACCUACCCGGGCAUCAAGGUCAUCAUGGUGAUCGACGGGAAUAACGAGGACGACAAGUACAUGAUGGAGAUCUUCCGGGAGAUCAUGGGGUGGGAUAAAGCCACCACGUACGUCUGGAAAAAUAACUACCACCACCGAGGAUCUGAGGAGACGGACGAGAUGUACGCUGAGAGCCUGCAGGCCAUCUCGCGCCUUGUGCUCAAUAAUAAAUGUGUCUGCAUCAUGCAGAAGUGGGGAGGCAAGAGGGAAGUAAUGUACACAGCCUUCAAAGCCCUGGGGAGGAGUGUGGACUAUGUUCAGGUGUGUGACUCUGACACUAUGCUGGAUCCUGCGUCCUCUGUGGAGAUGGUGAAGGUUCUGGAGGAAGACCCCAUGGUGGGAGGAGUGGGAGGAGACGUCCAGAUCCUGAACAAAUACGAGUCCUGGAUCUCGUUUCUUAGCAGCGUCCGUUACUGGAUGGCCUUCAACAUCGAGCGAGCGUGUCAGUCCUACUUCGGCUGCGUCCAGUGUAUCAGCGGACCACUGGGAAUGUACAGGAACAACCUGCUCCACGAGUUCAUAGAGGAUUGGUACAACCAGACCUUCAUGGGCAGCCACUGUAGCUUCGGCGACGACCGCCACCUCACCAACCGCGUGCUGAGCCUGGGCUACGCCACCAAGUACACGGCCCGGUCCAAGUGCCUGACCGAGACCCCCAUCACCUACCUGCGCUGGCUGAACCAGCAGACCCGGUGGAGUAAGUCUUACUUCAGAGAGUGGCUCUACAAUGCCAUGUGGUUCCACAAACACCACCUCUGGAUGACCUACGAGGCUGUCAUCACCGGGUUCUUCCCCUUCUUCCUCAUCGCCACGGCGAUACAGCUGUUCUACCAGGGGAGGAUCUGGAAUAUCCUUCUCUUCCUGUUGAUCGUCCAGGCGGUCGCCCUCAUCAAGUCCUCCUUUGCCUCUUGCAUGAGGGGCAACAUCGUCAUGGUCUUCAUGUCCUUCUACUCAGUGUUGUACAUGUCCAGUCUGCUACCGGCCAAGAUGUUUGCUAUCGCCACCAUAAACAAGGCUGGCUGGGGCACGUCAGGGAGGAAGACGAUCGUGACUAACUUCGUAGGGCUCGUUCCCAUAUCGGUCUGGUUCACCAUCCUCUUCCUUGGCAUUAUCUAUACGGUCGUCCAGGAAACCAGAAAAGAUUUUCCUUUUCCAGACUCUGAAAAGAUAGUGUUAAUCGUUGGUGCGAUAGUGUACGCCAGCUACUGGGUCAUGCUCUUGACGUUGUACAUGGUUCUGAUCACUAAAUGUGGCAAGAGGAAGAAAGAACAGCAGUAUGAUAUGGUGCUGGAUGUAUGACAUCUUCCUCCUUUCCUCCUCCUCCUCCACUGAAACUCCUCGAUUGGGUCUUAAACGCCACUCUAUAUCCUGUGUAGUGCACUACUUUUGACCAGGGUCCAUACAGGGUUCUGGUCAAAAAGAGUAACACACUUUUUCCGGAUCAGGGUGCAGUUCGAGACGCAGACAUUCUCCCUCUCAACGUUUACAAAGUGAAGAAUCUCAAACUGCUCAUUGAUUGUUGGACUCUCGGCAGGUGACGUGAAGUGACGAUGCCAGAAGAGCGAUAUAUCAUUGCUGCUGCGACUGACUGCAACAAGAAACUACAGAUAUUUCCUUCUGAAAUAUUAUGAUGAUGAGGUAAAAAAAAACACUUGUUGUUGAUGUGUUUUGCCAAAUGGAAAACCACCAACUGGACAUCCUGUUUUUCCACAGAGAUGAUAUGCAUAAUGUCCUAUGCACUUUUACGUCUCACUCCCAUUGUGCAUAAUGCUUGACAGAGUCAUUUGAAGAUGAAAUACCUCAGUGGUUAUGCUUUUCAUUGUAUGAGUGAGUGAUCGGGAUGCACCCAGAAAAUGGCUCGUUCUUGAUUAUAACAUAAUUUAUGAUGUUUUUUGGUCAUAUUUGUCCUCUCUUUUUUUAUACACAGUUGUUAAUGAAAGUCAAAGCUGGAAUUUCUCAGUUCUUUGGCCAUGCUGUAUCUGUUGACGUGUUACUUUGUAAUUUACAUAUUAUAUUUUAAUGCCUUUUUAUAUAGACUUUUUAAAAUUCUAUUUUUGCUUUAAUAAACACCAAAGAUUCUUUAUUUUCAUUCAUUUUUUUAUAUAAAAUGGAUAGAAAAAAAAUGCAUUGUGCAUUCAACUGUUAUAGCAAUGAUGUGUGUAUCUGACCAAAAAU
Messenger RNA from Oncorhynchus gorbuscha (pink salmon), 2496 nucleotides. RefSeq names its product hyaluronan synthase 2-like. Gene Ontology annotation, molecular function: hyaluronan synthase activity. The annotation marks the transcript as partial. The transcript is spliced from 3 exons. Gene Ontology annotation, biological process: extracellular matrix assembly; hyaluronan biosynthetic process. The record is from RefSeq and is a predicted model, not a curated record. NCBI's taxonomy places the organism in Eukaryota, Metazoa, Chordata, Actinopteri, Salmoniformes, Salmonidae.